Scatophagus argus is the source of this 4477-nucleotide messenger RNA. It is a transcript of the gene tmcc1b, whose product is annotated as transmembrane and coiled-coil domain family 1b. The transcript has 8 exons. Gene Ontology annotation, cellular component: endomembrane system. The record is from RefSeq and is a predicted model, not a curated record. The coding region runs from base 1453 to 3411 and encodes 652 amino acids. NCBI's taxonomy places the organism in Eukaryota, Metazoa, Chordata, Actinopteri, Scatophagidae.
UCGAGUUUUUCCACACCUGCGAGAGGAGUUUUGUGCUUGUGUUGUCAUGUGUUGUGUUGGAUGGGAUUCGGUAAAAUUGUGUUUGAUUUUAAUGGUUAAUUGCAUGUUUGGAGUACAGCUGAAAAUUACAUAAACGGGUGACACAAUAUCCAUGACUCAAUAUGACUUCUGGGUAUGGCAGUUGGUAGCACAAUAUAUUAUAUAAUUUUACAAGCCUGCAUUUGGUGGCCAAACAAGUGGAGGGAUUAAUUGUUCACACUGUAUCACCUGAACUGUAUUGACAUCUAUGGCUAUGCGAUGAAUCUCAGGUAUUACCCUUAUGGUCCUGAUGUAGGAAUAUCCUAAUAUUCCUUGAUUUUUAAAAAACUAACAAACAUGAGAUUAAAAAUGUCACAUUACAUAGUGGCUGCCAUCUGAUUUUAUGCAUCCAUAUCAGUAAAGUAGGGGCUGGCCAUUGAACCUGAAUGUAAAAGCACAUGAUUUACUGGAAGCUAAAACAGUGAUGAGAGGUCUUUUCUUUUGGUGAUCCUCUGUUAUCUAGCCUUACCUAAUUUGUAACAUGACUUUAAUUUAUCAAAGCAUGUUUUCCACCCAUUUAACAAUAAUCUGAGCAGCUAGAAACAAUACAAACUGCUCAGAGAAAUUAAAGACUAAAUGUAUAGCCCUACAAAGGCCACAGGACCAAGGGCACUGCAAACGCUUCAGUGUAAAUUAUAAAAUAAAUUGUGUUGACUUUUUUGUGAGCUCACGUAACGGGGAGGUGGGUGCAAAGUGCACACUUUGUUGUCUCUUUUAGGGUAAUAAAGGCAGCUGUUAGAAAUGAUAACCCCUGGCAGUUGUUAUGAAUGCCAAGUAUCCAACAGAAAGUAUCACAACACUAUGACCUCGCCCCGCACAACAGCACCGGUGUGCACUGUGAAGUAAAAUAAACACCCUCCGGUUAACCACAUUAGCUUGUAGUGCUAGCCACAAGAGGAGCAGACAAGCCACCAAAACGGGAUGAAGGAUGUACUCCAACUUUAUCUACCAUCACGGUUAGCACCACCCUAGAAUAAAACUCAUGUGAUUUUUCUAAAUGUCAGUGGAAACAGCUGACUCAAGUUUGACGGGUAUCGCACCAGAUUUCCAUUUGUAACAAUUACCCUGAGGAAGCAGUGCUGGAAAUUCACUUGGAUUCAGCCUUUUCCUCUGUUAAUAGAUCAACAAAUCACCUGCUGAUGACCACAUCUGAAGCUAAACCUGAGUUGUGAGUCAUUAGAGGAGAAGCUGGGCUGAUGACAAGCAUGACAUUAAGCCAAGCCACAGAUGCAUGCGCACUCAAAAGGCCCAACUGAGCGCCAUCCCCCCUGCUUCCCGGCUUUCAACCAGUCGCUCAGAAGGGGGGUGUCGACGGGGUGUAGCUAGUCCCCAGCACCCCCUAGUAUAACCUCACCGUGAACCUGGAGGUCUCUGAUGGAUCAGGGUAGUAGUGAGCAGAGUCCAGAGGAGCCGGACGCAGGAGGCCGAGCGGAGCCGGAGGUCAGCAGGAGGGCAUCGGAGUCAGAGCACGGCUUGUCCAAAAUCACCCAUAAUGCCCUGGAGAACAUGGGAGCGUUGGGCCAUGGCCUGAAGCACUUUUUCCAGCCACAGCGCCGACGCUCCUCCGUUUCCCCACAUGACUCCGUCUCAUCCUGCACAGGCGCCCCUCCCUCCGAGCCCACUGAUGUAGGGUCAGAAGUAGGGGAUGCUCCUGCCUCCUCGGCCGUCCCUUUGGAUUCUGACAACCCUACUGCUUCCGCCCCUCCUGCAGCUCUGAGCCGUGUUCUGCAGCAGAUCCGAGGUGCUCCACCGAUGAUGAAGCGAGGCACCAGCCUGCAGAGCCGCCGCAGCAAGGUGGGGGGCGUUGGGGAUCCUCCCCAGAAAGGUAGCCCACAGAUCCACCGGCGCAGCACCCAUGAGGCCCUGUUGCAGGCUGGACGCCCACGCUCCUCCUCGACCACAGACACACCCAGCAGCCCAGCUCUUGCUGACAUGCUGCUGACUUCUGGUUACCACUCAACUGAGGAGCCUGACAAGCUGGAUCGUUAUGAUGGAUCAGGCCCUGCCGUGUCACCCAAUGCCCUCCCCUAUGGUGCUGAUGGAUAUGAUGUAGUUGACAGUACCCCAGACCCCCAGAGAACUAAGCAGGCCAUUGCCCAACUACAACAGAAAAUCCUCAAGCUCACAGAACAGAUCAAAAUUGAACAAACCGCACGUGAUGACAACGUGGCUGAAUACCUGAAACUUGCUAAUAAUGCAGACAAACAGCAGAGUGCACGGAUCAAACAGGUGUUUGAGAAGAAGAACCAAAAGUCAGCUCAGACUAUCCAGCAGCUGCAGAGGAAGCUGGAGCAUUACCACCGGAAGCUUCGAGAGGUGGAGCACAAUGGCAUCCCUCGACAGCCCAAAGAUGUUUUCCGAGACAUGCACCAGGGGCUAAAAGAUGUUGGAGCCAAGGUGACAGGUGGUCUUUCCAGUAUCUCGCAAGCCACUCACUCUGCAGCUGGAGCUGUUGUGUCUAAGCCAAGAGAAAUCGCCUCUCUAAUCCGCAACAAGUUUGGCAGUGCUGAUAAUAUUGCAGCCCUGAAAGACUCCUUGGAUGAAACCCAGGGAGAUGACGGUGUUGGCCCUGGAGGAGCGAGGGCCCUUGGUACAGGACAUUUGCAGUCCAGCCCAAAGUAUGCCAGUGAUGAGGACUGCUCCAGCGCUACUUCUGGUUCUGCAGGAGCCAACAGCACGACUGGAGCUCCUGGAGGACCCCCUAGCUCAAAGGGCAAUACCCUUGAUCAUGCCCAGGCGUCGGGCUUUGAUGCUAUACUGCAUGAGAUCCAAGACCUUCGAGAAAAUCAAGGUCGACUGGAGGAGUCCUUUGAAAACCUGAAAGCUCAUUAUCAGCGUGAUUACACAAUGAUCAUGGAGGCCCUACAAGAGGAACGAUACAGGUGUGAACGUUUAGAAGAGCAGCUCAAUGACUUGACAGAACUUCACCAGAAUGAAAUUCUGAACUUGAAACAGGAGCUAGCCAGCAUGGAGGAGAAGAUUGCUUACCAGUCUUAUGAAAGAGCGCGGGACAUUCAGGAGGCGCUGGAGGCUUGUCAGACGCGUAUCUCAAAGAUGGAGCUGCAGCAGCAGCAACAGCAAGUGGUGCAGCUCGAGGGUUUGGAAAACGCCACAGCACGGACUCUACUUGGAAAACUAAUCAAUGUGCUGCUAGCUGUUAUGGCAGUCCUCUUGGUGUUUGUGUCCACAGUGGCUAACUGUGUUGUCCCCCUGAUGAAAACACGCAGCCGCACACUUUCUACGUUGCUCCUCGUAAUCCUCCUAGCCUUCCUCUGGAGGCACUGGGAUGCUAUUUCAGAGUAUCUCCAUCACUUUCUCCUGCACCCCAGAUGACCAGCUUGGAGAGGCUUAUUUAAACGCUGAAGGGACAGGGUUUAAAACUGAUGUGUAAAGGCAGGACACUGACUCAUACUAGGAGUUUAAUCUCAAUUGUCCUACCUUUUCUUUCUCUUUGGCAGCUUCUCAAAACACUCAGGAGGAUUGCGUCAGCGGUUUGUCACUUUAUCACUUUCUGAAAUGUGUUUUGAGAAGGCUAAAACAGAAUGGAGAAAAGGCUGGAUUUCGUAUUGACUUGCUGUCAAUGGUGCAAUUGUGGCACAAGCACACACUGUAAAAGGGUGAAUGAGGCAUAGUUGAAGGAGGGGCUGAGAGAACUGCACGCUUGGUUUCUCUCUUCUGAGUGAAUUUGUUUACAUGCGGAAAACUUUGCAUUGUUUCCCUGCAAAGGAAAUUGUAAUUCAGUAAGUUUUAUGACUUUUGAGCUGAUUCAAGUGGUAUUGUUUUGAAGUCACUACUAUUUUCAAUACAACUGAUUGAUGGGUUUGUAUUUUCUUUUAACUGUGAUGAGCCGGCAGCAUUCUACUGAUUUAGUUGUCCACAUUUUCUUUUUGUAAGUUCUCUCUGUCUCGUUCCUCUGGUCUUGCCAUUCUGGUUUUUCAGUCUGCUCUUUCUUUACUCAGUCUUUUGAAAUUUCAGCUUGUGUGACCAACUCUUCCUCUUCUUGCUCGCUACACUCUGAAGAAUCGGGUGCUUGCACAUCAGCUUCAUUGCUCUGAAAACAAAAUUAUCACUGGAUCAAGCAGUAGUAGGUUUUUGACUUGUUCCUUUUGGAUGUGUGAAGUCGAUAACACUGGUUAUGCCACAACCAGGAUAUUACUAUCAAGAACUUUUAUGUGGAGUUGUGACCCUCCCCUCUGGGCCAACUGGAUCCGACUAUUGUGGUGGCUUUUCCACUGCAGAAGAAUAAUCUAUGAACUUAAUCAAUAUACUUGAAGAGCGGAUAAAGUGCUCAAAGACUCAGUGCUUCCGUACUGUUUCUAUUAGUGACAAUGAAAUAGUAAUACUUUUUAGUUGAUUUUUUUAUUUUUUAAAGACGAAUAAAUUUGCUGUUUUAAAAGGU